Molecule: messenger RNA, 1617 nt
Organism: Pyricularia oryzae 70-15
Lineage: Eukaryota; Fungi; Ascomycota; Sordariomycetes; Magnaporthales; Pyriculariaceae
Product: beta-glucuronidase
Exons: 5
Coding region: 112-1617 (501 amino acids)
Source: RefSeq, a predicted model, not a curated record
GUCGCGUUUGACUUUGGUCUACCACUUUCUUUAACUUCGCCUUUGUGAUCUUUUGCAUCUGACCAUAGUCGCUUCCAUUCAUUUUAUUUGUUUUAUACAAACUUUGUUCUCAUGCGACUUUUGACUCGACACUCUCUUACAGUCCAACUUUCAUCAAAGUCAAACACAAUGCGUGUCCAAGCCGCCGUGCUGCUAAGCGCAUUGGCGCAGCACACCCAGGGAGCGACGUUCGCGGUCCCGUCGGCGGUUGGCACAGGGGGGCUACAAUACGCAACGUUGAACAGCGCGCCCAUAGGCUUUUCCUUUGAGUUCUUUGCCUUCCCUUCGUACUUUACCAACGUGACCGCAACCCAGCAGUGCCUCUCCAACUGGAAGGACCUGACGGGCGUGUGGCCCCCGAUCCGCGUGGGCGGCACGACGCAGGACCGCGCCACCUUUGAUCCCGACUCCAAGGCCUACGUCACCUACUCGGUCGCCCAGCCGGCCGACGCGCCCAAGAACCUGACCUUUGGGCCGUCGCUCGUGGACCUGGCCGCCAAAUACGGCGGCAGCGUGGUGAUGGGUCUGAACCGGGGCCGCAACGACCUGCAAAACACCAUCGCGGCCGCCAAGACGGUCGUCGCCAAGAUGGGCGGCAACAAGGGGAACCUGAAGGCCAUCGAGCUGGGCAACGAGCCAGAGUACUACCCCAACGACCCGCAGCCGAUCGCCCUGCCCCAGUGGAACGAGAAGAUCGACGCCCUGAGCCAGGACCAGUGGGCGGGUGCCGUCGGCAGCGCCAUCGGCCAGACGGACAUCAUCCAGGCCGGAAACUCCAACGCGUCGCCGCCACAGUGGGGCGCCGCCACGCUCUUCGCCACGGGGAACAAGACCGCCGAGCAGUACAUGCAGCGCUACGCUCACCACAACUACCCCGGCGGCAAGGUGCCCGACCUGAUGAACCACGCGCGGACCGUGACCAACAUCCACGGCUUCGAUGCCGAUGUCGCAGCGGCCCUUGCCAUCGGCAAGCCGUACGUUUUCGGGGAGACCAACUCUGUUUCCGGCGGUGGCGCAGCUGGCGUUUCGCCAACAUUCGGCGCCGCUCUGUGGACCAUGGACUAUGCCCUGCGAGCGCUCUCCUCCAACAUUUCCAACGUCUAUUUCCACCAGGGCACAGUGGGCAACUGCCAAUACUGCCAGUUUGGGAGAUCCACCAUGGGUGCCCCUUAUUAUGGGGCAACCGCCGCCACGGCAUUCCUGAGCAAAGCCGCCAGUAUCGCCGCCCUCGAUGACGGCAGCUCACCGUUCGCGGCUUACGCCAGCUUCGACCAAGACGGCAAGCCAAUGCGCGUGCUGCUGUACAACUCCAACUUUUACACUUCCGGGGACCGACCGACCGAGAGCUUCACCCUGACGGGGCUUUCGGACCGCACGAUCCGCGCCAAGAGGCUGACGGCGGCCAGCCCCAUGACGAGGGCGGACUCGAGCUCCGAGAUUUCCUUCGGAGGCCAGACUUGGGCAAACGUGACCUGCGUCGCUGCGGGCGACGAGAAGUUUGAGUCGGCCGACGUCAAGGGCGGCCAGGUGACGUUGAGUGUGGGCGCCGCCGAGGCGCUCGUCGUGUACUUGAGCUGA